Hevea brasiliensis (rubber tree) is the source of this 2720-nucleotide messenger RNA. Its product is annotated as inactive LRR receptor-like serine/threonine-protein kinase BIR2. The record is from RefSeq and is a predicted model, not a curated record. Gene Ontology annotation, molecular function: ATP binding; protein binding; protein kinase activity. Bases 391 to 2214 code for a protein of 607 amino acids. The transcript has a single exon. NCBI's taxonomy places the organism in Eukaryota, Viridiplantae, Streptophyta, Magnoliopsida, Malpighiales, Euphorbiaceae. Gene Ontology annotation, biological process: protein phosphorylation.
AAUCAUCAAUCACAAAUCUCACCAUUAGAAAAACUCUUUAGAAAAGAAAAGCACCACUAACCCAUAAGUAAAUAAAUAAUAAAUAAUAAAAAAGAAAUGCAGAAAUCAAACAGAAAUUGUCAACCAUUCUCUUCUGAGGCUUUUCUUUAACAUUGUUUCUGCUAAAUUUCUUCCACACAAAAUUCAUAUUAUCAAAGUUAAUGCUUCUCUCCCUUCUUUUUCUGAUCGUCUCCUUUCCCUUUAGACCAUUCGCAUGCAAGCUUUGAUUUUCUAAUCCAUCUAGAAAAUCGCUCCUCUCUUCUCUGUCUCUCUGUCCAAAAUCCAGCAUGGUUCUGAUUUUCUUGUAAAAAUAAUGAUUUAUUAGGGUUUUUGAUCUGGGUUUGGUUCACUAUGAAGGGUUGUUCAAUUCAUAGUCGAAAGAUUGCUGCUUUACUCGGAGUAUCAACUGGUAUUAUAUGGGUUUGUUUAGUUUCUUCUGUAAUUGGUGAAGACGAUGUGAAGUGCGUGCAAGGUGUUAAGACUUCGCUUAGCGACCCCCAAGGGAAGCUCAGCUCCUGGAACUUCGCCAACUCAUCAUCUGGAUUCCUCUGCAACUUUGUCGGUGUUUCUUGUUGGAAUGAUCAAGAAAACAGGAUUAUCAGCCUCCAAUUACGCGACAUGAAGCUGUCUGGACAAUUCCCUGAGUCCUUAAAGAAUUGUAAGAGCCUGCAAACUUUGGAUCUUUCAUCUAAUUCUCUAUCUGGUCCGAUUCCUACUCAGAUAUGUACCUGGCUGCCUUAUUUAGUUACUCUUGAUCUAUCCAAUAAUGAAAUUUCAGGGCCGAUACCUCCUGAUCUUGUGAACUGUGCUUAUUUGAAUAAUUUGAUACUUUCAAAUAAUCGUCUUUCUGGCCCAAUACCUUAUGUGUUCUCUAGUUUGGCUAGGCUAAAGAAGUUUUCUGUGGCAAAUAAUGAUCUUACUGGUACAAUUCCAUCCUUCUUUAGUAAUUUUGAUUCUGGGGAUUUUUCUGGGAAUGAUGGACUUUGUGGGAAGCCUUUAGGAUCCAAGUGUGGUGGCUUAAGCAAGAAGAAUCUUGCUAUUAUAAUUGCUGCUGGGAUCUUUGGUGCUGCAGCAUCUUUGUUGUUGGGAUUUGGGGUGUGGUGGUGGUAUCAUUUGAAGUAUUCUAGGAGGAGAAAGACAGGUUAUGGCAUUGGGAGAGGUGAUGAUACUAGUUUGGCUGACAGGUUGAGGGCUUAUAAGCUUGUUCAGGUUUCAUUGUUUCAAAAGCCUCUUGUUAAGGUUAAAUUGGCUGAUUUAAUGGUAGCUACUAACAAUUUUAGUCCUCGGAAUAUCAUAAUUUCGACCGGUACAGGGACUACCUAUAAGGCAGUUCUUCCUGAUGGUUCUGCACUUGCAAUCAAGCGUCUUAAUACUUGUAAGCUUGGUGAGAAGCAAUUUCGCUUGGAGAUGAAUCGAUUGGGACAGCUUAGACAUCCAAAUUUGACACCCCUUUUGGGUUUUUGUAUUGUGGAGGACGAGAAACUUUUAGUUUACAAGCAAAUGUCUAAUGGGACUUUGUAUGCUUUGCUUCAUGGAAAUGGUACCCUAUUGGACUGGGCAACAAGAUUCAGAAUUGGUUUGGGUGCUGCUAGGGGUCUAGCUUGGCUUCAUCAUGGGUGCCAGCCUCCAUUCUUGCACCAGAACAUAUGCUCCAACAUGAUUCUUGUUGAUGAAGAUUUUGAUGCUAGGAUCAUGGAUUUUGGACUGGCAAGGCUCAUGAAUUCCUCAGAUUCUAAUGAGAGCAGUUAUGUUAAUGGGGAUUUAGGUGAAUUCGGUUAUGUGGCACCAGAGUACUCAAGCACUAUGGUUGCUUCAUUGAAAGGGGAUGUGUAUGGAUUUGGAGUGGUGCUUCUAGAGCUUGUGACGGGGCAAAAGCCUCUUGAUGUUAGUACUGCUGAAGAAGGAUUCAAGGGUAACUUGGUGGAUUGGGUGAAUAACCUUGUAAGUUCUGGUAGAAUGAAGGAUGCAAUUGAUAAGACUCUUUGUGGGAAGGGACAUGAUGAGGAGAUCUUGCAAUUCCUGAAAAUUGCUUUGAAUUGUGUGGUUGCUCGGCCCAAGGACAGAUGGUCCAUGUACCGAGUUUACCAAUCAUUAAAGGCGUGUGGCGAUGACCUUGGUUUCUCAGAGCAAGAUGAUGAAUUUCCUUUGAUUUUUGCCAAGCAAGACGAUGAAUGAACAAGUCUAACUUUGGAAUUAAGAUGGGAGAAGUCUGAGAAAACAGUGAACACUUUUUUCAUAUUGAAUAUGCACAUUUUCUGGUCAGUUCUCAAAUGCCUUGGACGUAAAUGGUGUGAUCUCCACUUAGCUUCCUUUUCCCAUUUGUUAUAUAUAUAACUGUAUGAUAAAAUAAAACAUUUCCUUAGCUCAUGUCAUGAAUUUCAAGAAAUAUCCAUUGCUUUGCCUUUUUGUUCUAUGACAAGCAACCCUUGUAGCUACCUGAAAUUUGUAAUAUGCUGUGUCUGCAGACUUAGGAAUUUGGUGUGAAGGAUAAUGGUUGAAGCUUGUAAUACAAUGAAUCAUCAUUGUUACUAGAGGGAUCAUUAAUCUGGUCAUUUAGUGACAUGAAGUUAUUAUCUUUGUUGACAUUCCCAUAAUGACAAAUAUUUAGAGCCUUAAUGGUGGAUAUAUGCCCAUCUGUAAUAGAACGCAAUGGAGCUAUUUUUCACAGUUUGCAUUCCCUA